AUGAUCGAUACAAGCACCAUAAACAUUGUUGACGAGACACGUUCAACUAAUAAUGUUACGCUGGGUAUGAACCCAUCUCCGAAACUAAUACAAAAAAUUGCACUUCCUGUCAUUAAUCCCUGCAAUGACCCACAGAUCCUACUAUUCAACCUUGAUGAUAUUAAACUUUUAAGAAACACCCACCAUGUUUUAGGGAUGUUAAUAGGUACACUUCCCCAAUUUCCACAACAAAAUCUCUUUCUAGCCAUUCCACUCAAACUCAAUAUUUACGAAACAUUAUGGCUUAUCAAACUGGGGCAAGCAAUGCUUAUUGAUCAAAUGGCGUACCGAUUGGCCAAAGUUCGGGAUUUCAAUAAUGUCUCUUUAAAUGCAAAUGUUGAGGGUUCGCUCAUCACCACUGCUAAUACGGAUCACACGACGUACGACUAUGAACUAGCGCAACAGCAUGAAAUAGAUGUAAAACAGUACCUUACUUCUUAUCUCGCUAGCAACACAUACAUGUCUACAGAUACUUUGCUUCGAAACUUUCACUACUAUGCAUUUUUACAAUCUCAAGGUUACUUCAUCAACCCUGGUUUAAAAUUUGGCGGCGACUUAGUUUUAUACCCCGGGGACCCGUUGCGUUUCCACUCGUAUUCGAUUGUAAAAUUUGACUUUGUGGAUAUGUACGAGAUAAUCCUGGGUGGAAGGUUGGCCACUUCGGUGAAGAAGAAUUUGGUACUCAUGGGACUGCGACGAAAUAUGAAUAAAAUCGGUGAAACUAAGAAGGACACAAUUGGUGUACCAAAUGAAAAAGAGGAGAACACAUCCAUGGUAGAUGUUGAUGACAAGUUUAUAGAAAACUUAUUUGAAGAUGAAGUGCCUCUUUGCUUUUCAAUUGAGUGGGCAGGGUUCGGUUGA
Messenger RNA from Lodderomyces elongisporus, 900 nucleotides. RefSeq names its product tRNA splicing endonuclease subunit (gene SEN34). Gene Ontology annotation, cellular component: tRNA-intron endonuclease complex. Gene Ontology annotation, molecular function: nucleic acid binding; tRNA-intron lyase activity. The coding region runs from base 1 to 900 and encodes 299 amino acids. Gene Ontology annotation, biological process: tRNA-type intron splice site recognition and cleavage; tRNA splicing, via endonucleolytic cleavage and ligation. The record is from RefSeq and is a predicted model, not a curated record. NCBI's taxonomy places the organism in Eukaryota, Fungi, Ascomycota, Pichiomycetes, Serinales, Debaryomycetaceae. The transcript has a single exon.